AGGAUGACGUAGAUUUCGAACUUAAUAUCGCAUCAAUUAUAUCAGAUACAUAUAGAUUUUUGCCUUCCAAUUGGGAUAUCUUUUUCCUUGGUUAUUGUAGCUAUACUGAAGGUUCUGGUCGCUUAUUAGAUGGCCAAAGUAUUUUAUCACCUUAUAAAAUACAUAAAUCUGAUAAACCAUAUUGCCUUCAUGGUUACGCUGUUUCACGUGCUGGCAUACUCAAAUUAGUAAAACAACUUGCCCCAAUAACUGACACAAUUGAUGCAAUAAUUGUUUAUUUAGUUCAGUCAGGAUAUCUUAACUCUUAUUCUCUUGUACCAUUGGCAAUGGUACAGUGGCGUUCUUCUAUUAAUCCAUCAAGCAUUGCUCCUGAAUUUAAAUAUCAUUAUUUCAUCUCUUUACAGCAUUCUGCUUUAGAGCAAUUUGAACUUAUUAAAGAAACUAAUAAUACUCUUGGAUUCAAUAAGAUUUACCUCAUUAAUUAUGAGGACGAGCCGAACUAUCAAAAGAUUGUUGAAAAGUUAUCAAAAAUGUCUGAUAAAUUAUGUUUAGCUUUUACUAAUUUCAAUGUUAAUUCCUCUUAUUCAAGUCAUUAUGAAAUCUACAAAUCAAUUAUCAAUUAUGAAUAUGGUAGUGCUUUGAUUUUAGAAGGCGAUAUGGACAUUGAACUUAGAAUCACAUCAAUUAUG
Molecule: messenger RNA, 689 nt
Organism: Racocetra fulgida
Lineage: Eukaryota; Fungi; Glomeromycota; Glomeromycetes; Diversisporales; Gigasporaceae
Source: the annotation of a GenBank genome assembly